Molecule: messenger RNA, 5355 nt
Organism: Myripristis murdjan (pinecone soldierfish)
Lineage: Eukaryota; Metazoa; Chordata; Actinopteri; Holocentriformes; Holocentridae
Gene: sec31b
Product: SEC31 homolog B, COPII coat complex component
Exons: 28
Coding region: 174-3863 (1229 amino acids)
Biological process (GO): endoplasmic reticulum to Golgi vesicle-mediated transport; COPII-coated vesicle cargo loading; endoplasmic reticulum organization
Cellular component (GO): COPII vesicle coat; endoplasmic reticulum exit site
Molecular function (GO): structural molecule activity; protein binding
Source: RefSeq, a predicted model, not a curated record
GCAGGAUCGGGUUCCUGUUGUCCUCACCGGCCACCGUACAGAAGUGACAACAGCGAAGUACUUUAGUCGGAGCUUAGCUGCUAGCUUGGCAGUAGCUCUACUGUUGUAAGGACAGUACGAGUGUGAUAAACAACUGACGACUCUGACAGCACAGCUUACACCAAUAGCGGAAGAUGAGGCUGAAGGAGAUCCAGAGGACAGCCCACCAGGCGUGGAGCCCUGCCAUGCACCACCCUGUCUACCUGGCCUUAGGCACAUCUGCACAGCAGCUCGAUGCAUCUUUCAACACCACUGCAGCUCUCGAGAUAUUCGAGAUGGAUUUUUCUGAUCCCUCCAUGGACAUGCAGCUCAAGGGGACACUACCCACCUCAAACAGAUUGCACAGUAUCAUAUGGGUGAACUUUGGCAUGGGAGCAGACGGUACAGGAGGCAGACUGGUUGGUGGCAGUGAAAAUGGCACAUUGACAGUGUAUAGCCCAGAAGCCAUAAUAACGUCUGGAGCAGAGGCAGUCGUGGGACAGUCUGAUAAACACACAGGCCCUGUCCGAGCACUGGAUUUCAACCCAUUUCAGAGCAAUUUACUUGCAUCAGGAGCAAAUGACUCAGAGAUAUACAUCUGGGAUUUGAACAACUUUAGCAAUCCAAUGACGCCAGGAGCAAAGACACAGCCAUGCGAGCCUGCUGAAGAUAUCAGUGUCGUGUCCUGGAACCGGCAGGUUCAGCACAUCCUGGCCUCGGCCAACCCCAGUGGGAAAGCAGUUGUGUGGGACCUGAGAAAGAACGAGCCCAUCAUCAAGAUCAGUGACCACAGCAACAGGAUGCACUGUUCAGGAAUGCUGUGGCACCCUGAUGUGGCCACCCAGUUGGUGUUGGCCUCUGAAGAUGACCGCCUUCCAGUCAUCCAGAUGUGGGACCUGCGUUUUGCCACAUCGCCCCUCAAAGUCCUUGAGAACCACACAAGGGGAAUUCUGUCCAUUUCCUGGAGCCAAGCUGACUCGGAGCUCCUGCUGAGUAGCGCUAAAGACAACCGUAUCCUCUGUUGGAAUCCAAACACUGCAGAGGUAAUAUAUGAGCUGCCAACAACCAACCAGUGGUGUUUUGAUGUCCAGUGGUGCCCCAGGAAUCCAGCCCUGCUGUCAGCAGCCUCAUUCGACGGGAGGAUCAGUGUCUACUCGGUGAUGGGAGGCAGCUUGGAGGCUCAGCAGCAAAGCACUGCUGAUAAGAUAUCCUCCUCAUUUGACACAAUGGAUCCCUUUGGCACAGGGCAGGUGCUCCCUCCCUUGCAAGUGCCCCAACCAACAGCACCAGCCACCAUAGUUCCCCCUCUGAAGAAGCCACCUAAAUGGGUUCGCAGACCAGUGGGAGCUUCCUUUGCUUUUGGUGGGAAGCUGAUCACCUUUGAGAACCCUAAGGUUCCUCCUGUGCAGAGCCCCCAGCCCAUCCCCAGACAGGUGCUUGUGAGCCAGGUGACGACAGAAACCGAGUUUCUUCAGCGCUCCAGGGAGCUCCAGGCAGCUCUGCAGUCAGGCUCCUUCACCAACUACUGCCAGGCCAAGAUUCAAAACGCCCCCUCUGAUGCUGAGCAGGACAUAUGGAAGUUCCUUCUGGUCAACUUUGAAGAUGAAGCCCGUGUUAAAUUCCUCAGACUUCUGGGUUUUAGCAAAGAUGAAUUGGAGAAAAAGAUUUCAAAGUGCUUGGGGAAGAAUUUGCAGCCUAAUGGACAUGGAGUAGAUGCCAAAGAUUUGGCAGAAAAGAUGCAGCUGCUCUCCACAGAGAGGUCUGAAGAAGCAAGCGCUGCAGCGGACUCCAAGUCUUCAGGUUCUGCUUCACCAUCAGACUUCUUCAGCCACAUCCGAAAGGAAAAUCCCAACUUCCAGAUCCCUGUUUCAUCUGAUACUGAUGGUUUAAUAAGCCAGGCAUUGCUGGUGGGUAACUUUGAGGGAGCUGUGGAUCUCUGUUUGAAUGACGGCCGCUAUGCUGAAGCUAUCCUGCUGUCGAUCAGUGGAGGAGAGGAAUUACUGAAGAAGACUCAGCAGAGAUACCUGGACAAGCAGAAGAACAGCAUCUCAAUGCUUAUAUCAUCAGUGGUCACCCAGAAUUGGAGAGACAUAGUGCAGAGCUGUGAGCUGGACAAUUGGAAGGAGGCUCUCGCUGCUCUGCUGACCUAUGCUCACCCUGAAGAGUUUGCUCGUCUGUGCGACACCCUGGGGGCUCGAUUGGAGGGUGAAGGGACAGAGAAGCGAUGCCUGCAGGCCUGUCUCUGUUAUAUCUGCUCUGGGAAUAUUGAGAAAUUGGUGGAGUGCUGGGCUUUGCAGAGGGACUGCUCCUCUCCUCUUGUUUUAGAGGAUCUGGUGGAGAAAGUGAUGAUUUUGCGCAAGUCAAUUGAACGCCUUCGCAACAGUGAGGUGGCAGUCCAGAGCCCUAUCCUGGCAGAGAAGCUAAGUCGCUACGCUGGCAUCCUCGCUGCAGAGGGCAGCCUGGCUGCUGCCAUGACCUACCUUCCUGAGAACUCAGACCAACCUGGUAUCAUGAUGCUGAGAGACAGGCUAUUCCACGCUCAGGGAGAGGCCACUGUUGGACAGCAGCCUCAACGCCCCAACAACACAGUAAACGCAUCUACAGCCAAGCCCACUCCUGCUGCUCAGACACCAGCACAAAAAUCACAAAUUAUGAGUCAGUACCAACCUUCCCCUCCUGCCCAGAUGGCUCAGGUUGGGCAGCCUCCUAUGCCGUCAGUUUUUACCCCACAUGCUGCUCCUACCAACACUGGGCCUGGCCUGCCGCCCUCCUCUCAUGUACUGCCACCCAGUGCCCCCCGCCCUGCCAUACGGCCUUCUUACCACCAACAUCCUGCUCCUGCUCCAGGCUUCCCUUCUCCUCAGCCAUUCCAGCCACAGCCUAUGCCUGUGGGCGGACCGUCAGCCUUCCCUCCUCCAGGUCCUACUAUGCCAGCUGCUAGUUUAUCAGGACCCCCGCUGCCAUCUUCGUCAUCCGCCCCCGGGGGCCUGCCCCCCAUGCCCAGCCCCGGGGUUCCACCAACAGGCUUCAUGCCCUCCACCUCUUUACCUUCAGGCCCCAUGGCCGGCAGUCCACAGCCCGGAGCCCCAGUGCCCAUGUACCCAGGGGGCUCACACAACCAAGGACCUGCACCUCCCAUGGGACCUGGCCCGUAUACCCCUCUGGGGUCAGGGUAUCCACAAGGAGGCCCUGGCGCUCCUGCAGUGAAGCCCUUCCCAACCUCUGCUGCUCCUCCUCCUCCUCCUACAGGAUACUUUCCUUGGCUGAGUUCCCAGGGUGAUGAUCAAGGAUCUCAAGAUGGCUGGAAUGACCCACCAGCAGUGCGAGGUGGACCCAGGAAGAAGAAGGUUCCUGAUAACUACACUCCACCAGCCCCCAUCACUGCUCCUGUAAUGGGAUUUCCAGUGGAAGCCCCGCAGCCCCACGACCACGCCCAAGUCGCCCCUGGGGCCCCUCAGGAGCCCAAUGUGCAGCUGCUUCAGCAGCUGCCAGCAGAGAGGGUGGAGCAGAGAGAGAUCCCUGCGGAACACAUGAUCCUCAAGUCUACCUUUGACAGCCUGGUGCAGCGCUGUCAGCUAGCAGCAGGAGAUCCACAAACAAAAAGGAAACUUGACGAUGCAGCCAAACGCCUGGGAUACCUGUAUGACAAGCUGAGAGACCAGUCGCUUUCUCACCACAUCCUGGGGGGGCUGCAUGAGAUCAGCCGCUGUGUGGCAAGCCAGAACUACCAGCGGGGCCUGGAGGUCCACACCCAGGUGGUCAGCAGCAGCAACUUUAGCGAGAUCUCCGCCUUCAUGCCCAUCCUCAAAGUGGUCAUGACCAUCGCCAACAAGCUGGGCGUCUGACCCAGGGGCUGACACACACACACACACCAGACUUCAGUGUUAUGGAUCAUUUUGUUAUAUAUGUAUUUAUUCUUUUUUUUUUUUUUUUUGAGCUAAUGACAUGCUUUGAUAAUAAUUACCAGUAAUAUUGCAGAUUGUGGUCUUCACUAUGUAUGUACUCCUUGCUAAGGACUCAGCUUAAUUGGCUGAUGAGGUGGAAUUUCCCAGAGGAGGAUUGUUGUUGUCGUGGUAAUUUUCGAUAAGAUGAAUGUUUUUUGAAAACAAAAAAAAGUUGUGAUUCUGUGUAAUUUCAAGAGUGGGAAAUGUUGGUGUAAAAUAUAAAUCAGUUAUGCUGCAAUGUUUGAAUCAAGGCUGUGGCCACACAAGUGGGUGCGCUUACUUUGUCAGGAGCACACCAUAUACACAGUUUCAUAUGAUUUUCCUCUCACUUUGGCUGUGGGUAAUCCCAUUUGAUAAAUUUUUGAUUUCAUAAAUGCAGUAUCACCGCUGCUGCACAAACAAGCAUCUUUAUCAAACGGGACUAACUACUACACCCAAGGUAAAGAUGGAAAAUUAUGUAUGGAUAAAAUUUGCGGUGCACUUUAUAUCAUACAUCGGUCGGUGUACUUUGUACGGGACAAAAACAAAGUAUGCGUCUGUGUCCUGAGAGUCAUGUCAACAUGCAAGUUUCAGGAGACUUAGAUCAAGAAAGAACCUUUUAAACACAUACUGUAUGUACCAUAGCACUGACUUGAUUUCUCCAUAGAACAGUUUAUGUCCAAUUAAAUGUGCCAUCAGGUUCUUUGGGCCAAAGCACUGCAACAGAAUGUAAAUCGGUGAUCUUUAUUGAGCUGCUGGAUUUUUUUCCCCCUCUAUUUUGUUCAGUUAAACCUAUCCUCACAGUGCUAUUGCCUGGUGGCUCGCGUGAUCAAAUACUUUUCCUCCGUUACCCUCCGACCUGUAGUGUGCAUGCUUGCAAUGUUAACUCCAACUCCUGUGUUAUUGACUGCUGAAUUCACAUGGCAGCUCAUGGAAAAAAAUAGUAACUACUGUUGAAUUUCAAAAGAUUUUACACUGCCUCCGCAACCCUUCACCCUUGUUAACUCAGCCGUUCCCAUCGUUAACAUGAUUUUAGUCAUUUCUCUACCCAGACUACAUCCUUUUUUCUUUUUUUUUUUUUUUUUUUGUAAAUUCCAAAUGACUUGUCAAUCCUUUCUGAUCAUACUUGUUUUUAGUUUAGAAAACAUAAUGAAAUCAACUUAAAAUAAAUGUGGACGAGGAAUGUGUUGAGGAAAAUAUGUGUGCUCUAGAAGCUGAGAUUUGUCAGUAGUUUGUGGCUGGACAUUAGUGGGAGAGUCUGGGUUUAAGCAUAUAUCAUACAGCAGCAGAAGGCAGUGAAGUGCCUCAGUGCUCAUUUUGGUUGCACAGAUAUUUAUACAAUCCAUGUUGCUUUCUUUAUCCAUUUUCUGUACCUUUUUCAAAUAAAAAAUGCUUCAGAAUUUCUCAGGCUUCA